AUGCCACGUCGAAAGGCCAAUGACCGCGCGGGUCCAGUGAAGACCCGUAGUCGCGAGGGAUGCUCCGAGUGCCGGGCGAGUCGGGUCCGCUGUGAUACCAAGAAGCCGGUUUGCACGCGAUGUCAGGAACGAGGACUUACCUGUGCGACUCCGUUGGUACUAAAGUGGGAGUCGGAGUUUACGAGCCGAGGACAGGCCUUUGGGAGAGCGGGUGUCUGGAGUAAAUCUGGGAAGCACCUGUCUACGCCGUCGCCGUCGAGCUCGUCAGUCUCGUCCGAUGACCAAGUAUGGUGCGCGACAUCUUGGGUUGAGCCGUGGAACUUCGUCAGUACUUCUGUUGAUACACUUGAACUCCCAUACGAAGUCGAAGUUACGGACGAUGACCGCGCUGUCGUUCUGGCUCCUCCACCGGCUCGCAGGGUGCAAGUGACUGGACCGACCUUAUCUCUACCACUCUUUCCUCACUUAUCCGGAACCAACCAAGGGCAUCUGUUUGAAUACUAUAUCGAGCAAGUCUGCCCCCGGAUGACGGCGAGUGCAAGUGCGCCGUCUCCAUUCGCUUCUAUCAUUAUCCCGUUCUGUACGACGGCCUCGCCAACCGUUCUGAAGGCCAUACAGGCUCUCGGUGCUUGUACCUGGUCUCGAACGGACCCGACAUAUAGCGCUGUUGGACUUCGCCUUAAGUCCGAAGCUAUUAGGGGCCUUCGGAACAGUCUAUAUAGCGCUGGUUCUUCACCGCACUCGUCAUACUCUGAGAUCUUAGUCGUCAUGAUGCUAAUGUGCCUUUAUGAGCUUGUGGAUCACUGUGAUCAGCAAUGGACAAUCCAUCUCAGAGGUGCGAAAGAGCUGAUCGGGUCGAGGUGGCAGCAAAAGACACUUAUGGCGCCUGAACCGGACGAGGUCACUUCAUUCGCCGAACAGUUCUUUGCUUUCCAAGAUAUCAUGGGUCGCACUGCCUGUGGCAAGCCCCGGCUGCUCGGAACUGACCACUGGCAACACAAUAAACAGAAUGUUGACGCGUGGAUGGGAUGCAGCCCUGAGCUUGUUGCCAUCUUGUCGGACAUCACAGACUUGAGUCAAACGAGGAGGCAGCUGGCCUCAGAUUCAGCUCGCGCAACGCUCUCAUUGAAAGCGGCAAACCUGUGCAAACAACUGGAGGACUUGGUGCAGGAUGUCGAUGAAGGCGACGAAGACCUUCGAGCAAUUGCGGAGCUCAAACGACUCGCUGCAGUGCUGUACCUGCAUUGCACGCUUUACAACGCCUCACCGACCUCAGCCAUAGUCGCUCGUUACGUCCGAAGGAUUUUGAAGACUGUUUCGGACAUGCUGGAUAAAGGGCUGCUUAUAGGCCUCGCAUGGCCGGUGUUCGUGGCCGCCGUCGAACUCGACCCGCUUAACGAUGAGCUUUGGAAGGACGCUGACGGCAAUGAAGUAUAUGGACGGCCGGUUGUCCUCCGUGCUCUGGCUGCCAUGUCGGAGUCUAGCGUUCUUAGUGUCGCCCGUACCAGGGCAGUCAUUGUGAAAGUGUGGCAAGCUCGUGAUAACAUUUUGAAGCUAUCCACGUCGAAUGAGCUGGAAGAUACUUCUGAUAGCAAUGAUUGGGAGCAUUACGUUGUUCCUUUCAGUACAGCAAUGAGCCUAGUCUGA
Aspergillus calidoustus is the source of this 1647-nucleotide messenger RNA. The record is from the annotation of a GenBank genome assembly. NCBI's taxonomy places the organism in Eukaryota, Fungi, Ascomycota, Eurotiomycetes, Eurotiales, Aspergillaceae.